GCCCGGUCUACAAUAUUCUCUUUCACAAUCCUUAGUCUAUAUGAGCAGGCUUCAAGAUUGCUGACCACAAGCGCUCUCCUUUGUUCUGGAGGCCUACGGUACUCCCGCGACACUCCUUUACCUUUUCAACACCCUCUCGAUCAUCACCAACUCCGCAUGUCUCGUCCCCAAGUUCAGCUCCUUGCGCAAAACGAUCGCUCUCUGCAGAGCUCCCCAAGUUGAGAAUGGCUUUCAGCUUUGCAAGUGCAGCGUCCGCACCACCGGCCUUUGGCACAAGCAAUGGUGGAGGCAACACAGUACAGGAUGGACCUGAGCUACAAGAGAUCCAAACGAAUGAAUUGGGACUUGCAGCGCUGAACGGAGAAGCCAAAGUACGCCUCCUUACGACACCAUGGCCAUCAGACGCCCUCCCUGCGCCGUCCUCCUCUUUGCUCAGCAUUGCUUCUAGCAAGAAGCUUCUAGCCGCUGCUGGGCCUGAUGCUCUAUACCUCCACAACACUGAUAAAGUCCGAGAUGCGUUCCAAUCACCUCCUGAUGAAAAAGGAGGGACGAUUCGAUCCAUCAAACCGGAUUUUACGAUCCCUCGAUCUCGCCUCUCUCAUGUCGCAUUCUCGUCUGAUGACAGUGUAUUGGUGGUCUCUGGCGAGAGAGAGGGCUCGGUGGCAGCGUUCCAAGUCGACAGCAUAACCAAGGGCGAACUCAAUCCUGCAGUGCAAGUCUCAACGGACAGCCAGAAUCUGCGUGCGUUGGUCCCGAAUCCUGUCACAGAGCAUGCCGAGUUGUUCGCACUCAUUCUGACCAGCGGUGAUCUUGUGCUCUUGGACCUCAAGGCUGGUUCUCUUGUAUCGGGGAGCAAUGGUCCAGUUCUGAAAAGUGGCUGCAGCUGUCUAUCAUGGAGUAAUCGAGGCAAGCAGCUUGUCACUGGAAUGGCGGAUGGUACAGCUGUGCAGAUGAAACCAGACGGGACUAUUGUGGCUCAAAUCCCAAAGUCUACGGCUAUCCCAGCAAAUGUACAUGUUUCCGGCAUAUCUUGGCUUGAAAACGACACUUUUUUCAUUACAUACACUCCAAAUGACACAAGUGAUGGCAUCCAGCCGUCGGAGUAUUACAUUGUCAACAGGCAGCCUAAAACCUCAAAUUACACCUUCCAGAAGCUGCCAGAGGUCCUCCCUCCAUUUGGUUUAGAACGCCUGCCAACAUCACACUUCAUUGCGAGGUUACGGAACUUCCCUCCUCACCUUCAGGAUCUCUUGAUAGUGGCAAGUAGCACGGCUAGCGACGUUGGUCUACUGUCCAAGUCCGAAAAGGCUCUCUCCCAAGAGGAUCCCGUUACCUCUGUUUUCACCUAUACAACUAUUGAGGAUGAUACGCGACGGGCGCAACUUCCAUUGUCAACUGACAUGCAAGACACCUCCCCGAUUGGCAUGGCUGUGGACCUUUCCAGCACUGAGAAAGUACCAAACCCAAUUCCAUCUGAUGCAGAAAUACUUGAAACCGCCGGACCUGUUCCUAGCCUCGUAAUUUUGAACAACGAAGGGUUACUCGUGUCAUGGUGGAUUAUUUACAACGAUUCAGUCCGCCAGCAGACCAUGUUCUCAGGCUUUGCCAAUGUGCAAGCUGCGAGAGGUAUGUCUGGUAAAGCAGCCUCCGAUGCCUCGUCAACGGCUUCGCCAGCCACAGGUAAUUUCGGCCAGGCCAGCAAUCCCAGCCCGUUUGCGAAGACUGAGACUAGCAGCUUCGGAGUACCCUCUCUUCAAAGUGGAUUCGGGGCUACUUCACCCAAAUCAUUCGGCACCUCUUCACCCAUUGCCUCCAACAAGCCAUCAUGGGCGACCACUGGGUUCACAGGCUCUGCAACAUCAGGCCCUUCUGGAAACACUGCCUUUGGUGCUGCUACUCCUCUUGGCUCAGGUGCAUCCCCGGCUUUCGGCUCAGCCAGCGCAAUAGGAGCUCGACAACCAGCAUUUGGACAAUCUUCCAACAUGGGUUCAGGGUCCGCUUUUGGCCAGCCUUCAGCUAUUGGAGCUCCUUCAACUUCAAGUCCUUUCGCGAAUGCUGGUGGAUCGUCAAAUAGCUCUGGCUUCGCUUCCUUCUCUAAAGGUAGUGGUUUCGCUUCAUUUGCUGGAGGCAACACGAAUCAGAAUACCCAAAGUCCAUUUUCCUCGACAACGGGCAUGGGUUCGUUUGGAGGUGCAACUCCCAGCCCAUUUGCGGCCACAGGUGGCAAUAAGACAUUCGAUUCGUCAGCCAAGACUGCAUUCGGCUCGAAUACGUCGACUGCAUCACCUUUUGGAUCAACAAAACCUACAGAAGGGGCGGGCUUAUUCGGCAAUGCAGGUGCUUUCAAAUUACAAUCCUCAUUCCAAGGAGAUGGUACAGCCACGGAUGAUCUACCUAAGCCUAAAGAUUCCAGCGGAUUCGGAUUCGGCGCGGCCUUGGAUGACAUGCUGGGUGGAUCCAAGAGUGCUCUUUCACCAACGCAUGACAAGGAGGCAGAGAUGGAUGAACAAAGUGCCGUUAGUGAGGCUGAUUCAGAGAAAGAGACGAAUCGCAAUCUUGCUGCACAGCCAAGAAUUGAACCUCCACAGACACUCGUAACACCUCCUUCUACCCUAAGUCAGUCGAAAGCAACACCUGCUCCACCACUUUCCAACUUGUUCGGUCAACCAGCUAAAGACUCGACGACUCCGCAAGCUCCUACAUCAACGCCAGGCUGGUCGUUUGGACUCAACUCUACUACGCCGAAGGAGACACCAGCCGUUCACAAGACACUGUUUGGGACGACCACGACAAAUGAUCCAUCUGCUGGUGUCCAAAAGAGUCAACCGAUGAAUACGUUCGGGCAGGUUGAAGAAACACCCCGGAUCAAAGAAGAACCUCCCAGCGACGAGGAAUCAGUCGAUAUGGAGAAUAUUCCUCAGGCACCACUUCCUCCAGAUCCUGUAAGCAAACCUCGCUAUGCUUCUGGAGAUACCUCAGGCUCCUCGAAUCUCUCGAAAGGCUCUCCUGAUGAGGCACCAUUGCCCCCUGAUUUUCUGCCUGUGCCAAAAGCUGGUCAAAAUGACGAAGAUCGGCCCGAACUACCGAGUGAUGAGGACGAGGACGAAGAGGACGACUUCAGCUCAGACUUUGAAGGUAGUGGCGAAGAACUAACCGGAGACGUUGGUCCCGAGGAUGAGAUGACAGAAGAGCAACAUGAACAGUUGCAAACCUCUCCAGAAAGUUCGUUUAAGAGCGGCGGUGGAAGUCUAGAGACAAGCCCGACAGGAGGCCUAUUUACUAAGGUAACCUCUAAAGUCUUACCGCAGAAAUCAAGUCGACCACUUUUCGGUGAGGUCGGCACUGGACCCAUUUUCGCUCCUCCAAAGCCUCAUGAGAGCCCUCGAUCUCCCAGCCCAGUGAGACAUCUUCCACCAACCGAGAAGCUCAGAGCAGAGUCUGCACGAUCUGUCAGUGCACCUGCGCAUGGACGGUCAAUCGUUGAUCAACGUAAGGCCGAAUAUCAAAAAUCUACUCUUGCUGCCCAGGCAGCCAAGACAAGAGAGGAAGAAGCAGCCAAAGAGCAAGCACGUCGUGAAGCCAUCGCUCGUCAGAAAGUGCAGGCAGAGGCAGAACAACUCCAGCAACUCGAGGAUGACGAAGAUGAAAGAUUACGAGAGGAGCUUGACAGACCUAUAUCUCCUAGCUUGAACCUCGACGACUUCAUCACUUAUCAGCCUAAAUCGUCCGAAGAGACCUCCAAGACUGGCAUUCCUGCACAGAUCGAACGACUCUACUCUGAUAUCAAUUCGAUGGUUUUCACCCUGGGUAUAAAUUAUCGGUCACUGUCAGCCUUUCUGAAAUACCAACAACCAGAAGCAACCAACAAAUCUUGGCCGUCGGUGCUGCAAUCUGAAACACCCAUGGAUGCUCUCAACGAUGAGUGGUUCUUGACUGACAUUUCACGACUUCACGAAGGACAGACGGUUCUAUCAGAACUUCUUGCCGAGAGCCAAGUUGACGAUUUCGAUGGCAAAGUUCAGCAGUGUCAGACCCUUAUUGGGCGAGAUCUGUUCGAGUUACGGACGAAACUCACCUCGAUUCGGAAGACUAUUCAUGCUCUUUCGUCAUCCGAAAACGGUAUCACGGCGCCUCUUUCUGCUGAACAAGCCUCCCUCCAGCAUGACCUUCGCAAAGCCUUCACCUCUGUGCAAACCAAACUAGUACAGGUCGAAGACUGCAUAUCUGUGUUAAGAGCGAAGAUCGCGCAGUCGACGCCAACUGAAACAGUCAGCAGGCGAAACAGUAUGCUGGGGAGGGUGCCUUCACAGAAGAAGCCUACUGUGGAGGCUGUGGCCAAGACAGUUGGCAAAAUGAUGUCAAUGGCUGAACAAAGGAGUGCAGAUAUUGAUGUCCUCGAAUCUCAGUUAAAGAAAAUGGAUCUAGGACUGGCAUCAUCAACGAUCAGUACCGGAGAGGCAGUCAAGAACCCCGCCACUCCAGUGCAUGUUCGGCGAUCGGUGAAUGGAGCAUCAACUCCGGGUAGUACUGGCAGUAUCUAUCAUACUCCUGGGUCUGCUUUCAGCAGUAGUGCUCGAUCUACGAGAAACUUUCGAACAAGCCAGAGUGGUGGUCUGUCACUAAUAUCCACGGAGGACAAGGAGCGUUGGAAGGCCCAGGCACGGCGUAGGAAAGAAGCCGCAAGUAUGCUGAAAACAGUCUUGGAAGAAAAGAGAAAGCGAUCUGCUACCAAGGCGUGACCAUAAGGGAUGUUUCUUAGGGGCUUGGACGACGUUGGAAUCUGGCUAGACAAUGACAAAUGAUUGAGUCACGUUUGGAGAAAUGCGAAGUCAGCUGCAUGAUUGUAAGACAUGGAGUGACGAAGCUGGGGCCGCUAUAGUCUAGAUCUGGCCAUUAUUACUUCAAGAUGCCCGUGAUUCGAUGUGACUAUGGGUCUCAACGUCCUUCCAGUCUCUGUGCGGAGUA
Messenger RNA from Exophiala oligosperma, 4965 nucleotides. RefSeq lists its product as uncharacterized. The record is from RefSeq and is a predicted model, not a curated record. The transcript has a single exon. Gene Ontology annotation, molecular function: protein binding; structural constituent of nuclear pore. Gene Ontology annotation, cellular component: nuclear pore. Gene Ontology annotation, biological process: RNA export from nucleus; protein import into nucleus. The coding region runs from base 225 to 4739 and encodes 1504 amino acids. NCBI's taxonomy places the organism in Eukaryota, Fungi, Ascomycota, Eurotiomycetes, Chaetothyriales, Herpotrichiellaceae.